Molecule: messenger RNA, 1362 nt
Organism: Trichobilharzia szidati
Lineage: Eukaryota; Metazoa; Platyhelminthes; Trematoda; Strigeidida; Schistosomatidae
Source: the annotation of a GenBank genome assembly
UGAAUUCAUAACUUAAUCUAAAGCAAAUAUUAUUCGGUGUUGUACCUAGGUUGACCUUCACGCACCAGUCAUUUGAAUUCAUUUGGAUGGAUGGUGAUCCUGACGUCGUUGUCCUGAAUAAUGUUGUAUGCAUGUUAAUUGUUUAGAAAUAAUAGUCACUUCUUAGACAUACCGCUUAUCAGAACUUUCUGCAGAAGAGAAAUUCAGAAUAGAACAUUUAAAAUAUCAUGAGAAACACAGAGGUCAUGAAAAAAUGCAUCUUGAGAUGUUUCUGGUGGCAGUGUUCAGUCUGUUGGUUUGUCAGAUGGGACUUAUGUUUUGGAAACAGCGUCACUUUCGAUCCUACCAACUCGUAACACUCAUUGCCAUGUGGUUAGUGCCAUUUAUAUACAGCAUAUUCGCGGACUUUUCAAGAUUUGUUGUUAUUUGGGUUCUGUUUUCAUUAACCACAGGGGCAAUGGUGUAUUUGGCUUCAAAAAAGCGUAUCAGCACUACUACACCGAGGCGAGUAUAUCGAUGGUUCUUAUUUAUUCAUACAAUCUCUUAUAUCCUCGGUGUUGGCGGCUACAUUCUAAUGAUGUUAACAUUUUUUCAAGUGAAUCUUCUGUUCUUACUGCCUACAAAAAUUGCAAUGGAUAUAGCCAUGCUGGCUUUAUUCUACGGUCUUUAUUAUGGCGUGAUUGCAAGAGAUUUUGCUGAAGUAUGUACAGAUAAAAUGGCUGCAAAAAUAGCAUAUCGAGUACCACAUGGUAUGCCAGUUCGACGAAUUGAUCCAUCUAUAUGCUCAAUAUGUACAAAUGAUUUAACAACAGAUAGUGGAGAAAAAGUUCAUCGACUCAAUUGUACUCAUGUCUUCCAUGAUUUUUGUAUACGAGGUUGGUGUAUCAUCGGGAAGAAAGAUACAUGUCCAUAUUGUAAUGAGAAGGUGAACCUAAAGCAAACAUUUACGAAUCCAUGGGAUAAACCGCAUAUUUUAUACGGGAAUCUAUUGGAUUGGGUUCGUUAUCUAGUUGCUUGGCAACCUGUGAUAUUAGGCUUUGUUCAACUUGUGAACACUGCUCUAGGUUUACAAUGAAGAAAAAGCAGAAGAAGAAGGUGGAGGAGGUGGCGAAGAGUCAGCUGCAUCAAUCACAAUCAUAAGAAGAACAAACUAACUAGUCUGGUACACCAGUGCGUGUGUCUGUCGGUCUGUCUGUCUGUCUGUGUGUGUGUGUGUGUGUGUAUAGUCAUAUUUCUCGCGAAUGCACUUUGUCCAAUUACUCUACCUACCUACCUAUCUAAUUAAUCCAUCCAGGGUAUUCUAGAUGAUUAUUACUCACAAUGUAUUUAUAAUUUAUGAAUAAUAUAAGCAGGAAUAUAAGG